Molecule: messenger RNA, 2541 nt
Organism: Varroa destructor (honeybee mite)
Lineage: Eukaryota; Metazoa; Arthropoda; Arachnida; Mesostigmata; Varroidae
Source: RefSeq, a predicted model, not a curated record
UAUCUUCUAGCUAGCAUCUAUCUUCUGCAAAGAGUCUCUUUCAAAAUUUCUUGUAUGAAGAUGUGCGUUACUUCAAGCUCGUUUACAUUGUUCUUAAGGCCAAAAAGACCCCGGCCGAAAGGACCUUAAAGCUCAGGUGCGAUUUGGCAAACUUUAGCAAAGGCCAAAAGCAGAUGAUAUCUCCUGGUUUGACAAACAAUUUGAUUGGCCCUAAAUACGUAUCUGAGUGAACGUGUUCUCAACUAAACAUUAAUUAGCUAGCAAAGGUAACGUUCAAUACGCCUAUGUGGUCUGCUCAAAAUAUGGCCGACCACCACAUAUGCACAGUUCGUCUUUCAGUGGUUCACAGUACUUCACGAAUUUCAUUAGUAUAGUUGUAGGCAUACGUCUGUGUUCUAUUUUAUGUUAAAGUGACUCUGUGGUAUCGUUCGAACGAGCAGUAAUCAUCGUAUUUAUGACGCACCGUAUCACGGUUGCUGGCCCACACGAACCGUGUCUUUAAGUGUGCGUAGCUUUAUUGCUUUAGGCGGAAAGGUUGAAAAAAGCAAUCAUGGCAUUUUAUACGGCUGAAGAUCGAGAGGCGAUUGCGACCUCAGAAGUUUAUGGAAUUACUUACCUUGAAAGCAAAGCAUUUGAGAGCUUGCGGCAGUGCCAAGUUCCUACAGAGUUAAAUUUUAUGGACACCCACAUACUGCUAUACUGCAUUCGGAAGAUGGUUGAUCGGAACGCAAUAAUAGGACUAAUCCAUGUGUUGAGGGAUAUCGCUGCCUCUCGAAGCAAUUUUUUCCAAAGUUCCUUGUGUGAAAAUGCACAUUAUUUCGAGCUCAUCAACAUCGUCCUCUAUGUGAAAGAAAUUCCUGCUGAAGAAACUUUGGAGCUCAUGCACAACUUGGUAAGGUUUAAGGAAUGCCGAAAGCGGAUGAUAACUUCUGGUAUUUAUCAUGCCCUGGCAGACAUACCAGUUAACCAUAAAGAACAUCUUCCAAGAAGGGCCAUCAGGGCAGUCCUGUCCUUGCUGAAAGAGCUGUUCUGUAGUUUGCGUCCUGACGAGAACGACUACAAGAUAUUGGCAGAAGCAGAUAUAUUCUCACAUUUUGUAGAAUCAUUUAGAGAUGAGAUUAAAAUGCAGACUCGUUAUCUGCCUCAAUUCUGGGAGGGCAAAGUCGACAAGUUACCCACCCGAAGGUACCGCCUAGUCGUUAAUAUCGAGCAGCAAGGCCUGUUGGAAAGUUGGGCAGACUUAUUCACAGCAUUAAUCGCCGACGUUCAAAAACUGGAGAUUCACAGGCAUGAACACCAGUUUCUAUUUGCGUGGGAACUCAUCUUCCCAAUUGCCCUAAAGCUAAAUGGACCGUUAGUCCUGCAAAGGUUCCUGACACUGAUCAUACAAGGAGAUCGAGGUGUGCGAACGUGGUUUAUUAAUGCCGGGCUGAUUGAAAAUAUAUUUGAGCAAUAUCCAUUGAAGCCGGUUGCUGAAAAAGACGAUCCUUUAGAAAUUGUCCUGUACAUAAUUCACAGACUUCUGCAAAAGCUGUCUCCACAUCGAAUUAAUCAAAGCGCUCAAACUUACUUUGUCCUUACGCUUGAGUCAUUUGGCCUAAGGCGUGCUCUAAAAUGGGAUCAUCCUACAAAGCUAAAAAAAAUAUACGGGGAAAUUACCGCAAUGUUUGAACCGCUACUGGCUAAGGCUUAUGAACAAAGAGAGGGCAAUAUACGCAGGCCUAAGAUUAAAGGGUCGCGCCUGUUCGCGACAUAUGAAUUUGGAGAAAGUUUUUAAUAUACUUAAUUACAAUAUUGCAGUUAUUAUAGUGAAGAAUGAAUCGUUAAAUCGAAGUAAACCGGCGGAUUCUGACGACACCUAUUUGAUAGAAAGAAAAGCUCGUAUCGCUGCAACUUGUCAAAUAUUGCAUACCUAAACUUGUCAAAUAUUCAGAUAGAAGAAUUUUCUCGAAAUUGUGGAAUAUGAGACUUUAGCUAAAGAUGUUAAAUCUUAUUUUGUCAUAUCACUAAGAUGAUAAAAAGACGAGGCAAUGUUAUUGUUAUAUACCGUUCGUAAAGAUUUUUCAGAGAAUGCUCACUCUCAUGUUAAAACCUCUAGAAGGCAACUUCUAUAAACGAAGCCGUUUACUACCUUAGUAUUGUUAAUGGAGUAAGUUUUUAUAUGACUCGCGAUUUCAUUUUAAUAACGUGAUUUUAAUUUACUACUUAAACUUUCAUAGUCUUUCAAAUGCGAUAGUUUGUCUAUACGUAUAGCUGCAUGCGGUCAUGUAUCCAGAGUCGUAACAACGGGACGUUUGAAACUAUAGAACUAGAGUUCAAAUUUCGCAUGAACUCUUGUAGAGGCUCCCAUAGUGAACGCUGUUGAUGAAACAAUCCAUCUGUCAUAUACGCUUGUUUCCGCUUCAUAUGUAUACUCUAUAAAAAUGUUGUAAAAGUAACAUUUCGUUGUUAAAGAGCUAAUAUUGUCAAAAAUACGCAAUACUCUACGAUUGUACUUGUCGAAAAAAUGAAUCUUUCUAGAUCAAAUAAAUCCCAACUUAC